Molecule: messenger RNA, 5939 nt
Organism: Phasianus colchicus (ring-necked pheasant)
Lineage: Eukaryota; Metazoa; Chordata; Aves; Galliformes; Phasianidae
Source: RefSeq, a predicted model, not a curated record
UGCAGCAUCGCUCUUUCUGAGAAGAGAACCAACCUGAACCUCCCCUGGUGCAACAUGAGGCCAUUACCUCUCAUCUUUGCCUUCUUGCGAAAGCCACCAACACACACAGCAUGAAAACACUUCUUCAUUUUUCAAGGGAAGGAUCAUUUUUGCUGGCAAGCCCCUCGGAUGUGGGCUGUGCACCCCACGAUCAAUCCUGUUGGCAGGGGUGCUGGCAGCAUCCUCGGUGGCUCUGAGCAUCCCACUGCCUUCCUCCUGCAUCACUUUGUGGUUGAACCUCUGGGGUGAACUCCUUGAAGAAAGGAGAGCUUCAUCACAUAUCUGCUGAUGGAUGGGUGUGUAUUUACCUUGGCCUUCCCAUCUCGUGGCUGCGGGUAGUUAUCUGAGUGAUGAAUUCGUCCAUGCGAGGACCUUUGGAUCAUGGGGGCAGAGGGAAAGCAUCUAUUACUUCGGUUUGGCAUGGGGGGGAAGGAAUAACAGAGAGGAGCCGGGUGGUGGUUGCACAUCAAAGCCCAUUUCUUGGCCUAUCUCCUACAUUUCAUCUGGCCGUGGUGAAACUGCGGGCACAAGGAGCUGUCUUGCACAUCCCAGCCUCGUGUCUGUGUCUGCAGGGGGAGAAAGGAAUGUCUUGAUUUCUGCAUGCUGGGUGUGCUGCUCUCCUCCCUGCCUGCCCUGCCAGGGAUGCAUUCCUGCAGGGCAGAGAGCCCCAGGAUCCCUCAGCCACAGGUCACUGCCGUGCCACCAGGAACAGCAUCGGGGUGCAUGGGCACUGCCAGCAGUGUGGGAUCACUCGCUCUCCUCCUUCCCCCAUCCCCAAAGCUCUCAGUGUGUUCUCCAUGAGGGAACCUUUUGCCAGCAUUGUGCAACACCGGCUGUGUUUUCCUUGAACUUUGCUCAGCCUUUAUUCUGUACCACCAGGGGAAAGAGCAUUGCUGGUUCCCCGUGCACACCGCUGUCACAGCCCCGUUCAGGCUUUGUUCUGUGUGCUGUCACCUUGUUGUCCCUGGGGCAGCCAGGCAGCAUCAGCACAGCCCUCCAAGCAUCCGGCUGCCUCAGCCCCUGGCUGCCAGCAGAGCUGUCUCACAGUGCUCCAAAUGAGCAUUGUGGCACAGACAUGGGGGUGCACGAAUAUCAGGUGACAGCAUCUCCCCCUCACCCCCCAAGAAAUCCAUUGUGUCCCUCCAGCUCUUCUUACUCCACGGCUCUUCCAAGGCCUCAGUGCCAUCUGUCCCACUGAAAGCCAUCACUCAGAGCACUGAUGCCAUACCAGGCACUGAGGCUUGCUAUUUUAUAUUUUUCCCCCUUGGUUUUUGUUGCUCAGAUCCAGGUAUACUAAUCCCACAGCAUCAAACCAUCUGCUCACAGAUGGCAGCUGCUCCACAGGAUGGUAAAUUGAUGUCUACACUGAGUUGGGUUGCUUGGGAGGGGACAUGGAGGAGAAGACCCACAUCUGGAACCUUCACUGAGCUGGGUACAGAGAACUGCCUCAAGGGAAUGAGAGCUUGGUCUGGUGACAGCUGGUACUCAGACUUUUUAUAUCUAAAGAUUCUGCAGGUGGGGCAAAGCCACGUGCAUUGGGCAAAGCCAUCUAAUUUAGCCAAAGCUGCCUAAAGCAUGAAAAAAGCCCUUCCCAAAGCUGCUGAUUGGAGAAGCCUUUGUUCAAAUUUGUUUCAAUCUCUUGCAACCCAUAUGAACUCUAGAAAAAACUGCAAAUUUAAUCCCAUAAUGGCUUAUAUCUGGUGGGUUUGACUCUCCAUACUCUGCCUGUAGGUAUCACACAUCAACCCAGGGUGUCUGUGUUGUGCUGACUCAAGUAGAAACUGGGAAUUCCCCCUCCAGCAACGUAUCAACCCAAACGGGAGUGGGAAACACAAGACCCCUACAGACCCCUUUCUGUGCCCAAUUAACUCGUGCAUCCCCUUCCUGCCUGCCCAGCAGCCGCCACAGUGCAUCUUUGUGUGCAGACAGCCAUCCUCACCGCGGCACGGCGCGGUGCUCCUCAUAGGGCGGACAAUGGCGUGGGCAUGAAUGGAGAAUGCUCUCCUCUGUGGGGCUGACAACAGUGCUCUGUUCCCAGGCAAGUUGUCCUCGGGCUCCUGGGCACGUACUGCUCCCACCCCACACAGCCCCCGCUUUGAUCCCACUGCUGGCUGCUUGGGUUUCCUUACCGCUCCUCCAAAAUGCGGUGUGCCGAAAAGAUUGGAGGAGGUGAAACCAUCUCAGCCAACUUGACAGAGCAGAGAGGCUGAAUUGGCCACAAACCCUCAGGGCACAGUGGGUUUCAGCAUUUUCUCAUGGCAGUUCUGGGUGUUGUGGAGAAGUAGGGUACGAAUUGGAUGUGGGAGUCCAAGAUGGAAGUGAGGGGAAACUCAGAUUUUGAAUGACAAAAUAUGUGAAUUGAUAGAGCCCUUUUUUCCCUUUUCUACAUUUCUUUAAAUGAAGUUUUGAGGAAUGUCCAAACAUAGACAACUUCAGCCCAAAUGGAAUGUUAUCCCCCCAAAAGAAAAUUUAUGAGCAACUUAAGAAGAAAAGGCAGCAAGAAGAAACUGAAAGCCAGAUGUAACCAUAACAUUAGAUGGCUUUUAGCUUAGUGUCAGAUUGUGUAGGGGCUUUCACAGAGAACUUGGAGGUUUCUCCAAUAUCUGUAACGGGACAUUGAGGCAACUGUGAACUUUAGGUCACUUGGUGCCUGGACUGCUGCCCAUCUCCAAUAGGAGUGUCUGACCAUCUCCUUCAACUCUUGCUAUCAGCUGCUGGAAUGAGGAAGAGGGAACAGGCAGAAAUUCCAUGGAACCCUGCAAGCAGCACAGAGGCCCAUCCUAAAGGCACAAAGAGUGAACUGAGUGCAGUGCCCAUGCACACAGCCAUACACUGGCAUCAGCUGGUCUGCAAGCACAAGCCCACCUUAAUGCCUUCUGCCAUCCCAUCUCCUUUGCUCCCAAAGGGACCAGGACAUCCUGGCCACUAACACAGGGGUGUCCAUGCGUGGGCCGGGCAGAGCAGCCCCUCCUGGCCCCCUGCCCUGCACCCCAUGCAGCAUUGGGUCCUGGUGCUCUCCAGCAUGUUUAACUUCACUCUGUGUUUUGCCAGAGCCUGUUAUUAAGAAAUAAGGCUCUGCCUUUUUAUCAUUCCUCUGAGCGUCUGUCUGAUGUCAUUCUGUCUGGCAACCAAGCGAUCAAAAAGGAGCUCCCCUGGGAGAAAUUUCUCAAACAAACAGCCAGCAAGAAAAAAAAAUAAUACCCCAUUAAAUAUAAUACAACACAAGAAACCACAGUGUCUCCCUGAUAAAUGGAAAGGCGGUGUAGCUUAGAACACAAACACACAACCUUCUUCUAGCACCCUGAGCAGGGCGGCAGCGUGCCCUGUGCUCACCUGGGCCAUUUUCCUUACCCAGAGCUGAGUCACAGCCUGGGCUCACGUCAGCAGCAGUUCUGGCUCUUCAUGUUUUUAAGCAGAUUGGGUUUUCACUCUUGUAUAAAGCAUAUGCGAAGCAAAUUCUGGCUCUGCUCCUACAUACUCCCUACAUCUGCAGGGAUGAUGAACACCCUGCUGCCAACCCUUUGGAGUCCAUGGGUUCUAGUUUGGGCAGCUCUGAUUCCUCUUCCUCCUUUCUCCCUCCCUCCUUCAGUUCUUGUGGUGUUGGCAGAGCUCCUGGAGCCCUGCUUGCAGCAAUGGGCAAGGCUGAAGGAAGUCACAGAAUCAUAGCAUCGUUUGAGUUGGAAAGGACCCUCAAAGGCCAUCUAGUCCAACUGCCCUGUCAAUGCAAUCAAAGCAAAGCUCCCAGGUGGGAGAAGGAGCCCUAUAAUGCCAAAAUAUUUCACGGCCACUAAAAGGACAAAGCGCUGACUCGAAUCUGGAUUUGGAGAAUGAAGACAAGAGGAAUUUCUUUUUCAGCCUGUCAGAACAGAGGGUCUGAAAAGGAAUUGUUGUGGAACGGAGCGCGUGCCGAUAACAGCCACCCAUCCGAGCUGGAUGGCAGCUGACUGCUCUUGGAUCCGUCGUGCACACAUCUGUGGCUGAGAUCCUCCUUUCCAAGCUGCUGCUCCUCAGAGCACUUCACAGAGGUGAUUCUUCUUUGCAAGCCUCGUUCCCUCCUGCCUUGUAGAUCUCCCUGCCAUUUUCUUCCCUCCUGCAGGUCAGGGCAGCACGAGGAGUUGCAGCAGUCCCAGGGUACGAGUGCACAUGUGCACCACUGCCUUUUUUUUUCAGAGGGUGGGAAAACUUUUGGAAAGUCCUGGGAGAUUUCUCUUUUUUCCUGCUGCCUGAGGCCAGUUUCCUUCCUCGCAGAUUGCAGGGUCCCAGGCGGUGCAAACAGCCAGAGCAGCCCAACCCUGCAAUCCUUCCAAGGCAGCUCCGUGCAUCCCCUGCCACAGCUCUUCUCUUUGCAGUGAGAGGGGAAACUGAGGCACGGCUCUGACCUUCUCCUCUUGCAAAGGAGAUCUGCAGAGAGAUGGGGGCAAAUGACCCCUGUGCCAGGCAGUGACUUUGCUUCCCUUCUGCAGCCAGGAGCAGGGCAGGAGUGAGGCUGGUGGAACUCAGAGCAAUGUAAAGAUAAAUUCAAGCUAAAGCAGUCAUUCAUAUGUUCACUAUGGGACAGAGGUGUGUUGGUAAAUGGCAAUUUUGCCACACUCCUGCUGCACUUCUGCUCGCUUGCUGCAGGUGUAGCAUUCACCCCAAGCCCCACAUUGAACCCUUUUGGCUCUGCAGAGGUGAGUCCCUGCCUCUUCCCACCAUCUGCUGCUGUGGGCUUCUCUGCUCCUGUCUUGCAGGACUGCUAUCUCCCACGCUUGGCUCAGGGAGCUGAAAGGUUUUUCAAUCAUCUGCUAAUGAUAGGAGAGCAGCUUUUAUUCCCUCUCUCCCCCACUCUUGGCAGGAAAGGUGGAAUGCAGAGCGCGAGAGGAGCAGCCACCUUUCAGGCCAACAGCUGCUUUGGGGGAUGGGUUAGAUAAAUGUGCAGGGUUUCCAAUCAGCCCCACAUACCUCGGUCAGAAGGCUUCACUGGAGCAUAACGUGGGGGAAUGGCUGCUGAUAACACCGUGUCCAUCCCCACAAACUUUCCUGGAGGAACCCACACCACCGGAGGGGACUGCAGUGGCUCACAGCCUGACCCGACCCCAAAGGGCAGCGAUGCAGAUGGCAAUGGGAAAAUCAGGUCAGCGUGCUGAAGGUCAGAGGGAUCUCCUCCAAACCAUCUCUUGCUGCUUUUGGAUGCUAAGAGGAACCAACUCUGCAUUGAAGCACAAGGCAGGACCAAGGUCCUUAAUAUCUCCCUUCCCUCCUUUGCUGCACAGCACAGAUCCCCCUUCCAACACAUGCACGAGAGCAGAGCCGAACCGUUCGCACAGAAAACAGGUUGCCCUGAGAUGCUCUGAAGGAUCAGAAACUCUUUCACCGCUCAGGCUUUGGGUUCUUUCUCUAACCUUCCCAGCCAGGAUCUGGCUCUGUCUCCUCCAUCACCAGCACUGCCCAUCCAUCUGCAAGGGGCUGGAAGCAUUGGGAAACUGAAGCUUGGAAAGAAGCAGAGGAGCAGACGAAGGACUGAAUCCUGAGGAUGCAAAGUGCUUUGCGUAUCCCAUGCAGCCAGACAGCCUCUGGUCCAGCAAAGCAAUGGAAUUUCUUGCAAAUAUGCAUUUUUCAGAUCUAUCCCCUACAAGCCAGUCCUGAUGUCUAGAACAAGGAGGACACAGCUGUGCCUGCAUCUCCCACCCUACUGGCAUCCAUUGGCUGCAUCCAUCCAUCUCCCUGCGCUUUAUCAACAUCUCCAGCCUCCGUGCCACGAGGGAAAUGUCAUCGGGUUUUUAUCUCCUCUCUGCUCUGGGCUUAUCAGUGAUUUGUUUAAUUCGAGUUUAUGGCUUUCCUUGUUCAUUUUGUCACUCGGUUUCCUCAAUCCCGACGGCUGCCGAAAGGAGACAAUGAAAUUUCAGAUAAAUAUAUAAAUA